This is a messenger RNA of Oncorhynchus tshawytscha (Chinook salmon), 2572 nucleotides long. RefSeq lists its product as uncharacterized. Gene Ontology annotation, molecular function: protein binding. Bases 128 to 1978 code for a protein of 616 amino acids. The transcript has 7 exons. The record is from RefSeq and is a predicted model, not a curated record. NCBI's taxonomy places the organism in Eukaryota, Metazoa, Chordata, Actinopteri, Salmoniformes, Salmonidae.
UAAAGCAAAUAGCCACAUAAAAGACACUGAAGGAGAUCCUCGAACGGAAUAAUUUACUGUAGCCGAUUGGUUGAAAUGUCCAUGAGCUUAAUAGUAUAUAUUUGUUUUACCAAUACUACGGGAAAGAAUGAUCAAAUAUCUCUUGAUUAUUUAUCUAUGGACGCCAGUUGUCUCACAUUGGUCCAGUGUAGGAUGUCCUGAAGGAGUUCAUUUUAACUCUGUGAACCUGAGGAACAUUGCAAAGUGGCAUCCUGGGAAAGACACACCAAAUGACACACAUUACACAGUGGAGUAUGCAAUUUAUGGUGACAGAAUGGAUAGUGGGGCGACACAGGUGCGCUGGAGGGUGAAGAACCAGUGCAGAGACAUCCCUCAGACCCGGUGUGAUCUAUCCAAUGAGACCACUGACCUGGAUGAAGGCUACUUUGCCAGAGUCAAGGCUGUGGGCACAAACCUAUCCUCCAAAUGGGCAUUCACGGAAAAGAGGUUUGACCCCAAAGCUGACACAACCUUUGGACCUCCACUUGUAAAACUUGUGGUGAAGGAGAAUAGUGUUACUGUCAAGCUGAAGGGUCCAAUGAGAUGGAAGACUGGAAACAUGACAAAAGAGUACUCCUUGUUGAAAAUAUACCCUCAGAUGACAUACAACCUCUCUGUGUACGACAACAGAAGCAACAAAACGCAUCACUUCACUGUGGAAAACAGAUCCUUUGAAUAUGGGUUGCUUGCCUAUGAAACCCAGUAUUGUUUCUCUGCUAAUUCCCAGGUCCUGUCACUUCCUAUACCUUGGCAUGCCUCUGAAUGGCAGUGCCUAACAACCCCAAAGGAUCCCUUCUACGAUCAGCUGCUACUGAUGCUGAUGGGAGCCGUUGUACCAUCAGUUAUCUGCCUUUUCAUGCUGAUCCUGGCCGGAUGCCUUUUCUACCACUUUGUCUGUGGUAAUAAACAGAAAAGUCCCCCUUUCCUGGAAAUAUUGGACCUUCAGAACCCACCGCAGACUUUCUGUCCUGAGCAUACUGUGACAGUGAAUGUGGUACUGGUCAACAUUGCCAAGCCCAUGGAGUUGAUAACCAUAAAGCCUAACAACAUCCCUGCCCUGAUCCACCAAACAGAGUGGGAGCUCGAACUACCCUACACUUCCCAGCAAGCCCCUGGCAUAGAACCUCCAAAGGAGGGAUCAUGCGAAGAUGAAUUCGGUGAGGCCCAACCAGAGCCUCUAGACUACGGCUUCGUUGGAGCGGCCCCAGAGAUGCCGGAAGUAAGAGAAAGUGAGGCAUCUGACAUUGAGAAAACCCGGCCCCUGCGUCUCAGCCAGGUCAACCCGUACAUAGCACAGAGAUGUGCACCAGGUUCACAGGAGCCUGUGGAGAAUGUUUUGACUGGGAUGUGUUUAGACAUGGACCCCAAGACAGGGCUCUUUAGAAUGCCACUGCUGUCUGAUAUAAAGCUGGGGGUGGAGAGCACAAGUUACAAAGAGCCUGAUCAGAUGGGUCCCUAUGCACCACAGCACGUCUCUGUCAGAGAGACCACUGAGGUGGACCUGUGGGGAGACAAAGCUGAAGGGCCCCAAAGUUACCCCUCAGACUACGGCUUCGUGGGAGCAGCCCCAAAGCAGCAGAUGGUGCCAACAAAGUACCAGACGCAGUCUAACAGGAGGGAUAAUCAGCCCCUGCUGCUAGCCCAGGUCAACCUGUACAGAAGCCAGAGGCAAGCUCUGUUUCCACAGGAGUCUGAGGAAGAGGAUGGAUUAGGUGGUGGUAACUGUGUUGACUGGAGCCCUACAACAGGGAUCCUCCAGAUGCCUUUGCUCUCCAAGCCUAUUCCAGAAGUGGAGGGAGCGAGGAAGGACAGGGAGUCAGAGCAGUUGGAGAUCUUACCCAGUGUGUUAGUGAGGCAAUCCUCAGAGGAGAGUGAGGGUGAGAGUGACCUGACUAAACUACAGAAUGUCUGGAGUCUACAGAUCAACAUGGAGGACUAACCUAUUAGACAGUUAACCUAUAAGACAGUUAACCUAUUAGACAGUUAACCUAUUAGACAGUUAACCUAUUGGACAGUUAACCUAUUGGACAGUUAACCUAUUAGACAGUUAACCUAUCAGACAGUUAACCUAUUGGACACUUAACCUAUCAGACAGUUAACCUAUUGGACACACAUUAUUACAGCAAAAAAGUUUGUUUACCGUAUGUGGAAGAAUAAUUCAGAUUGCUGUUUGUACCAUUUGAUUCAGUUGCCAAAUCAAAUGAAGAACAUCUUUUUAACUAAUCCAAAAUGCUUGGUAAAUGCUUCAGCAAUGUGAUUGUUACUAAUUUAUUUUUGAGGUUUUGUUUACUUUGUACCUUUUAUCCAUAAUUUUCUACUAACUUAUCACGAUUGAUGAAUUGCCAGAUAGCUUUUUUUGUAUAAUUUAAUUCAAAGUUUAUAUGAAGGCACAUGCAAUGCCACUUUACCUCAUGAUGAUUAACAAGCAGGGGGAGUGUUGCUGUAAAGGUUUAUAACCACACACUAAACUAUGAAGACAAUGAAAAUAAAGGAUAUAUACAGUAUCCAUCAAACUUUUGGACACACCUACUCA